This is a messenger RNA of Trichomonas vaginalis G3, 1301 nucleotides long. Its product is annotated as protein ubiquitination. NCBI's taxonomy places the organism in Eukaryota, Parabasalia, Trichomonadida, Trichomonadidae. The transcript has a single exon. Gene Ontology annotation, molecular function: protein binding. The annotation marks the transcript as partial. The record is from RefSeq and is a predicted model, not a curated record.
AUUUCCAAUCAAGACAUUCAUCCAAACAAAUACAUCGAAUUACGAAGUAACUACAAAUACUACAUCGAUUCGUACAAUGCGUUGUAUCAGCUAAAAACGGAAAAUGAAGAAGAUUUAAACUCAAUUUACAAAAUAAUCAAAACAGAAUUGAUUGAUUCAAAGAAACGUCUCCCCACAAAUAUUAUAAAAGAUAUUUUAAAUAUCAUUCCUUAUAAUAAUCGCUAUACAAAGUCAUAUUUAUCUCUUUCCAAACUGAUAUCUGAUGAAUACCAUGUAGAAGAGGUCAAAAGAAUUAAUAUCAUUUCCAAAUUUCUGCUUUAUAAAGAAUAUGGAAUUAAAUUAGACAAAUCUCUUGAUUUCGAAAAUUUUAAAACAGAAAAUCUUGAUAUUCAUACAGAAAAUACAAUUUACAGCGCGAUUAUGAAUAAUGACCUAGAAAAAUUCAUCAUAUUCACUGAAAGAGAUGAAAUUGAUCAAAAUCAAAAACUUAAAUGCGAUUUAUAUCCAUACUCUUAUGAAGGAUAUUCAUUACUUGAAUUAUGUUGUUACCAUGGAGCAGUUGAUUGUUUCAAGUUUUUAAGAACAAAAUUUAGCUCAGAAAUAACUCAAAGAUGUCUUGAAUUUUCAUUUUUAGGCGGAAAUCCAGAUAUCAUGAGUGAAUGUUUGAAAUAUCAAGAACCAGAUGAAGAAAGCAUGCAUUAUGCAAUUAUUUCACACAAUAUUGAUUUUGUUACAUUCUUGAUGAAUGAGUUCAAUAUAGAAAUAGAUUUGAAUUAUUGUGCAUUGUAUAAUAAUCUUGAAUCAUUUUUAGUUUAUUUUGAUCAAACUAAUGCAAUUAACAAAUGCAUUAUUUAUUCAGUGAUGUUUAAUAUUCCAUCCCUUUUAGAAUAUUUCCUAUCAAUUGGUGCAAAUAUCAAUGAAAAAGAUAUUAAUGGACAGACAGCUCUUCAUAUUGCAGCAGAAAAUAAUAGUAUAGAAACUGUCGAACUUCUUAUUUCACAUGGUGCAAGUAUCUAUGAAAAAGAUAAUUAUGGAAAGACUGCACUUCAUGUUGCAGCAAUGCACAAUAAUAAAGAAACUGCUGAAUUUCUUAUUUCACAUGGCGCAAAUAUCAAUGAAAAAAAUGAAAAUGGAAAAACCGCUCUUCAUUAUGCAGCAAUGAACUAUAGUGAAGAAACUGCCGAAGUUCUUAUUUUACAUGGUGCGAAUAUCAAUGAAAAAGAUAAUGAUGGGGAAACCGCACUUCAAAUUGCUGCAACUUAUAAUAGAAUAGAAACAGCUGAACUUCUUAUUUCACAUGG